GCCCACACUUGUAUCUCAGCCCGCAACAAAACUUUCAUUACAGUCUCUCUUGCCUUUUGAUUCUAGUGGGCUUCAAUCUCACAUUUCUCCUAGCCCAUUCAUGAGUCCAAUCACGUCUUCUACCCGUAAUCAAUCUCUCAGCCCACAACUCACUCAUCACUUAGCCCAUACACCUUCCACAACCAAUAUUUCGGACUCCAUGAUCUCUCGUUCAUUACCUAGGGCUUCAACAUCACCUUUAGUCAUCUCCUCUCCAUCCAAUACUUCAUCCGCCGCCAACGAUUCUCUCAUUCCAGAAACAGAGUCCUCCUCCUUACCUCUCAAUCACAACAUGAUUACUCGAACAAAGACUCACUCUCUUCGAACUCGUCAGCGCACGGAUGGGACCAUCCCAUGGCCUCCACCCAAGCCGAUUGCUUCUCUCACUGAGUCAUCCUCUAAUCCUUCAGUUCCAGAGGAACCCACGUCAUUCACAGAAGCCUCUAAACAUCAUGAGUGGCGAUCUGCCAUGGCCACUGAAAUAGAUGCUUUGCUGUGAAACCGAACCUGGCAUCUUGUUCCUCCAUCUACCUCUUACAAUCUGCUUGGCUCAAAAUGGAUUUUGAAAGCCAAACGUCCCGCCAAUGGGACUAUUGAGCGGCGUAAGGCCAAGCUUGUGGCUCAAGGAUUUCACUAACAACAGGGUAUUGAUUACUCUGAGACGUUCAGUCCAGUGGUUAAACCCACUACCAUUAGGCUUCUUCUCUCAAUUGCUGUUUCUUCUCAGUGGGCUCUUCAUCAACUAGACAUACAAAACGCGUUCUUGCAUGGUGAUCUUGAGGAAGCAGUGUACAUGAAACAGCCUCUCGGGUUUGUAAAUACAGACUUUCCUCUUCAUGUUUGUAAGUUAAAUAAGUCUAUCUAUAGUUUGAAACAGGCUCCUAGAGCCUGGUUUGCUAAACUUAGUGAUGGAUUACUUACUCUUGGUUUUCGGUGUUCUAGUGCAGACUCGUCAUUAUUUAUCUUCCGCAUUGGCUCUGAUUGCAUUUAUCUCUUGAUAUAUGUAGAUGAUAUCCUUGUCACUGGGUCGAGUUCUCUACUGAUUUCGCAAUUUAUUGCUAGUCUGAGUAAAUAUUUUCCCGUAAAGGAUCUCGGUUUAUUACAUUAUUUUCUUGGUAUUGAAGUUCAUAGGACAUCCUCGGGUUUAUUCUUGUCUCAGACUAAAUACAUUACUGAUUUACUCAAAAGAACUAAUAUGCACAACUGUAAGGCAGUCUCUACGCCCAUGUCUAGUUCAGAAAAACUCACUGUUUUGGAUGGUUGUACAUAUGAAGAUCCGCAAUGGUAUCGUAGUGUUGUAGGGAGUCUUCAAUAUCUUGCCUUCACUCGUCUUGAUAUUUCUUUUGCUGUAAAUCGUGUCUGUCAAUUUAUGCAUAAUCCUCGUCUUCCACAUUGGUCAGCCGUUAAACGUAUCCUUCGGUAUCUUAAUAAUACGCGACAACUUGGCUUAAGUUUCUCUUCAUCCUCUUCUAUUAAACUAACUGCAUUUUCUGAUGCUGAUUGGGCUGGGUGUCCUGAUGAUAGACGGUCUACUGGAGGUUUCUGUAUUUAUCUUGGCAAUCAUUUAAUUUCAUGGGGCUCUAAAAAGCAACCCACUAUUGCUCGGUCUUCUACCGAAGCCGAGUACAAAUCUGUUGCUAAUACUACUUUUGAGAUUCUUUGGUUGCAGUCACUUUUAAAAGAACUUGGUGUUGGUCUCUCAGACCCUCCCACUCUAUGGUGUGACAACAUCGGGGCCACAUAUCUAUCAAUGAAUCUGGUAUUGCAUUCGAGGACAAAGCAUGUUGAACUGGACUAUCAUUUUAUUCGUGAAAGGGUUGCUGCCAAAGCGUUACAUGUUGCAUUUGUUUCCAGCAAAGAUCAAGUAGCUGAUAUUUUCACCAAACCGCUGUCCACGACUCGCUUCACACUUCUUCGAUCAAGUCUCACACUUGCACAAGUGCCACUUGAAUCGCGAGGGGAUAAUAAGGUAAAUAUAUUAUCUUCGGAAAAGCAUGAACAUUCUAGAGCAUUGGAGAGUGGCUCUGCCGAAUCACAUUGUAACAAAGAGAAUAAAUAGACUUGCUAGGUGUCACAGUAUUAGUGGUCAUUCAAUUCAAUUGUGUUAUACACAUGUUCUAUAAAUAGUUACUACUGUACAGAGCACUGCAUGUGCAAAAACAUUUGGAGAAUACAAAUCUGUUCUACGGAACUUUUUCACAAGCACUUGGUGUGCAUUUUCUUUUCUGUUU
Molecule: messenger RNA, 2270 nt
Organism: Juglans microcarpa x Juglans regia
Lineage: Eukaryota; Viridiplantae; Streptophyta; Magnoliopsida; Fagales; Juglandaceae
Exons: 1
Coding region: 833-2098 (421 amino acids)
Source: RefSeq, a predicted model, not a curated record